AUGCUGCCCUCGAGUCCCCCGACCAUGAGCUCCUCUCCGGCAAGUCCGUUUCUGUCACCAACCAGAACCGGCCGGCGCAAGGAAAAGCGCAAUCCGUCCGUCACGCCUAGAAGGUUUGGCCGCUUCUUCACGCCUCGAUCAAACUUGCCGGCCGAAAACCGAGCCGCUCUGGCAAGUCUCAAUGCAUCCGCAACCAACCGUCGACCCAUUUCACCUCAGUCACUAGUCAGCGACGCAUUGGAGUCGGAUCCAAUCUGCCCUUCAUCACCGACUGAAGCCCUGGCACAGGCACAGGAUAACGCUGGGGAGAAGAGAAAGCGAGUUGAGCAUUGUCGAGUUGUUCAAAAGCGACGCCGGGCUUUGGCUGCCGAGGGUCUGGUUCCUCCGCCGCUUCGACUACCGCUACCCGGAAGAAGCUUUCACAUGUCACGGGAUGGCGAAGUACAAAUGGUAGAAGCUCGGCCAGAUUCAGGAGAAGGCUUGGACGACAAACGGCGAGCCACGUUGAGUCACUUCUUCAAAGCUAGUCGCAGUGGAAGUAUCACCGGCAUAGGAAAGAAGCCGUUCACGGCUGCUCCCGGCCUUCAGUCGUCUGAACUGGGGACUAACUUGGUCAACGAGGGCUAUCGACCAAGGCCGAUCCGCAAACUUCAAAACCGGGGGUUUGAAGCUCAGCUGCUAGACCGAGACCACGGAUUUGCUUCUCACCCUGGCAAGCAGUAUCUCAGCUUUCCGGCCAGUGAUCCCAGGACACUCACUGCAUCCUUUUACAGCAAAUGUCACGACACGCAUCACUGCACAUCACUCACCGGCCAAGGGAACACGAUUCCCUUUAGCCUCGCAAGCUGCCACAAUGCCCCCGUGACCGUCAUUGGCGAUGAGCAAGGCUUUCUGCGGCUGUUCAACACCACAACCGCAGAUGGGCCCGUCGAGUCCAAGGUCGAUGCCUACAUCAAAGUCCACGACAACGCAAUCAUGGACUUGGACCUGUCCACGGAUGAUUUACGACUGGCGACAGCCUGUGGAGACCGGACCGGCAGGAUCGUUGAUGUGGUAACACAAUCCGUUGCAGUCGAACUCAGCGGCGGACACUGGGACUCCCUACGGCAAAUUGCCUUCCAGCCAGGUGUGGCCAACGGCACCGCCCUUGCGACGUCAGAUCGAGCCGGCCGUGUCCAGAUUUGGGAUUUGCGCUGUUCGCAAGUACCAAGCCACUGCUUCUCAACAGCAAACCCCAACGACGGCACCCGCGACACUUCCAUCGACCCAAUCGCGGCCAGGACCAUCAACACCAUUGACAAUGCGCACGAGCGCAGAGUGCAGGGCAUCACAUCUGCAGCUUCCGUGACCGCCAUACAGUGGCUCCCUUCGGGCAGGGAACACCUCCUCCUUUCUGCUUCCGAGGCCAACGCCUCCAUCAAACUCUGGGACAUUCGAUGCAUCAAGCCGCGCCGCCAGGCCGAGGAAACACCCCUCGCCGUCGCGCCGCAGCCCGCAUCCCACGCAUGGCGGUCCUACGGCAUCACGUCCCUGGCCCUCAGCACCGACGCCUCCCGACUCUACGCCGUCUGCAAAGAUAGCACGGUAUAUGCCUACUCGACGUCCCACCUCAUGCUCGGCCACGCCCCCGAGCUCGACCAUUUCGCGCCCAAACGCAAACCGUCAGGGGCAGAAGGGCUCGGGCCUCUGUACGGCUUCAAGCACGAGCUGUUCCGUGCCUCGUCCUUCUACGUCAAGUGCGCCCUGCGUCACCGCACCCCCACGAACGACCACCAGCAUGAACUGCUCGCCGUCGGCAGCACCGACGGCUGCGCAGUCCUCUUCCCCACCGACGAGCGCUACCUGCGCGCUAGUUACGCGAAACACGCGCAUGAGCUCGAGAGAAGCACCAGUGCCGGCGCGCUUACACCCUCGCAGUCCUUGUCCGCAAACACGCCCACAUCGGCGGCCAUGGGGUCCUCGCCAUCGCCCGUUCCUAUUUUCCGCACGGGCACACCCCUCGUGCGCGGACACUCCCGCGAAGUGACGACGCUGAAUUGGUCGCACGACGGCAAGCUGGUGACGGCCUCGGAUGACUACUUUGUCCGACAGUGGCAGACGAGCGAGGCACAAGCAAGGCACCUCAGGCAGGUAGGUGAGUUUGGGGGCGAGCGGCACAUGGCUGGAUGGGCGGAUGUAGACUCUGCUUGGGACGACGAUGAGGCAUGA
This is a messenger RNA of Metarhizium album ARSEF 1941, 2208 nucleotides long. RefSeq names its product WD domain protein. Gene Ontology annotation, biological process: proteasome-mediated ubiquitin-dependent protein catabolic process. The transcript is spliced from 3 exons. Gene Ontology annotation, molecular function: protein binding; protein-macromolecule adaptor activity. The record is from RefSeq and is a predicted model, not a curated record. Gene Ontology annotation, cellular component: nucleus. Bases 1 to 2208 code for a protein of 735 amino acids. Lineage: Eukaryota; Fungi; Ascomycota; Sordariomycetes; Hypocreales; Clavicipitaceae.